AUGAACUCUGCAUCGCGAUGCGCAACGAAGCACUCCCAUUCCUUUGUAAGGUGCCAGCGCCAGAGUGAGGACCAGGUCUUCCAGACCUACGAGACGGCGGCGGAGGCGGCGCGCAGGGAGGAGCUCUUUGCCGACGAGACGCUGAAAGAAGCGCAGCAGUGGAAGGGACAGAUACAGGGCAUCGAAGAGAGGGCCGAUGAAGAGAUCAACGCCUACCAACUGCGGGCCCAGUCCGUGGAAGUUCAAUUGGAAAAGGAUGCCCAAGCCCAGGUAAAUCUGUCAAAGUUGCGCCUUGCGCAAACAGCACACGAGGAGGAGAAGGUCUACAUCUCCGAGACGGCUGCGGCCUGGGCACGGCUUCGGAAGGCCUGCUACCAUCUUCGCCUUGCGAAUCUCCACGCUGCUGGGAUGCAGUCGAAAUCAUGGACUGAGUGA
Molecule: messenger RNA, 435 nt
Organism: Durusdinium trenchii
Lineage: Eukaryota; Dinophyceae; Suessiales; Symbiodiniaceae
Source: the annotation of a GenBank genome assembly